AUGGCUACUGCUGCGCCGUUGCACGAGGCCGAGAAGGUCGCCGAGCAGCAGGACGAGAAGCCAAGCGUCGCACCCGCAGAGCAAACAGAGGAGAAGAAGACCGCCGAGGAUGUGGCACCCGAACAGCAAGCUGCCGUGCCUGCGCCCUCGUCAGACGAGAAAAUCCCCGUCGAGCCGCAGCUUGCACCCUAUCCGCCCUCCUCGGUGGCGUUGUCGCCGACAUUGUCGCCAGCACUCUCCUCUGCCUCAGUCCCCGGCUCGCCAUUCACCGCAACCGCAACCACUCCACCGCCGCCUUUGAGCGCCAUUUCUUCCACAGACACUGACAAGGUUGCCGUAACACCAGUCAUGGGCCAAUACCCCACCGACCCUUCCCAGCAGCCGCCUGCGCCUAUGUACCCCGACCACACCGGCUCCACCAGCCCUCACCAGCAGUACACUAUCCAGCCGGACCACGCCUACCACCAGCAGCCGCCCUAUGAUCACAACCAGUACUACGCCCAGCAGCAGCAGCAACAACAACAACAACAGCACCCCGGCGCCCAGCAGUACCGCACCGCAACUCCCAUCGCCAAUUUGAACCGCUCUCCGGCGCCUGUUGACUGCCCUGCUUGUGGCCACCGUGCUCUGACCGCCACCACCUUCCAGACCGGCAACACCACUCACGCCUGGGCCUUUGGCGUCUGCCUCUGCCUCUGCCUCGGCUGCAUUCCCUACCUGAUGAGCAGCACCAAGGACGUUCAGCACAAGUGCGGCAAGUGCGGUGUUCUCCUCGCCACCUGGCACCGCUCUGGCAACACCGACGUGCACAUGCACGCAUAA
This is a messenger RNA of Lasiodiplodia theobromae, 822 nucleotides long. Its product is annotated as Lipopolysaccharide-induced transcription factor regulating tumor necrosis factor. The record is from RefSeq and is a predicted model, not a curated record. The transcript has 2 exons. NCBI's taxonomy places the organism in Eukaryota, Fungi, Ascomycota, Dothideomycetes, Botryosphaeriales, Botryosphaeriaceae. Gene Ontology annotation, molecular function: zinc ion binding. Bases 1 to 822 code for a protein of 273 amino acids.